AUGGUGUGGUGGCUGUUGCUGCUCUUCCCCGUCCCCACAUUGCAGAAGGUGUGGUAUCCAUCAGUGGAUGAUCAGAUCGAAGGUUGCUAUACAGUUUCUGCCGAUCUUGCUGAUGAUCACAGUGCUGCUAGCUGUGGUGGUAAGCAAUGUCCAAAUUGCUACCAGCUCGACACAUCAUCCAACGCAGUCACCUUAACCAUUACCAACUGCCACUUCGUGAAUGGCGUGGCUCUCACCGGCCAGGCUGUUUUCAUGUACACCUUCUACAACACAGGUACUCGCUCUGCGUUUGUCAAAGAUGGCAGUGGUGCUGGCGCACGGGAGUAUUUCAUCAGGCCCAUGGGCCAGGGCGAUGCGGGCACAACUUGCAUGUGCAAGGAUGGCGAGUUGGCCUGCAGCGCUGACACUCCCGAGGUCCUGAAGGUGACUGCCAGUGGUUCAACAGAGCCCAGCACGGAGUGCGCAACUUUGUCGGGCACGCCGCUGACGCUGGACCUAAGCACAACCGCCUGCAACUCACGGUACUGUCCCACAUGCUUUACCAUGGACACGACUGCAACGGGUGCCGACAUGACGCUCACACUUUCGAACUGCGACUACUACAUGGGACACCAUCUAUCCACAAACUACGUCAUCAAGUACGACUUCUACAACUUCGGCACCCAUUCAGUCACCCUGGGUGACGGGUCGGUGGACUAUCAAAUGUCGUUUGGCAGUUUCGGCGCAUCCGCAACCCACUGCGCCUGCCUGGCUGGAACGCUGAGAUGCGAUGCAGGUGGAUCAUCUGGAAGCAUUCUGGGAAACCUCGAAGUUUCCGGCUAUGUGUCUGUCUUGAGCCUGCUGCUCAGAGCCAGAAUCCCUGAGUCCAGCUGUUUGCUUUGUUCGACGUGCUACCCAGGCUAUUCGAGGGUCGGCAAAUCUCCAUCCGUCUCAGACUUCUCUGCGCUCGGUGCAUCCCUCUUUGCGCAAAGCUUUGCGAGGCAAGCCCAUCACUUUGGACUGCCAAGCCUUGAGCCUUUGCCGUUCUUUGAGGUCGGAAACUUCCCCUCCUGCCUCUAG
This is a messenger RNA of Symbiodinium sp. CCMP2456, 1059 nucleotides long. The record is from the annotation of a GenBank genome assembly. Lineage: Eukaryota; Dinophyceae; Suessiales; Symbiodiniaceae.